This is a messenger RNA of Doryrhamphus excisus (bluestripe pipefish), 2427 nucleotides long. RefSeq names its product N-terminal EF-hand calcium-binding protein 1-like. Gene Ontology annotation, cellular component: cytoplasm; endoplasmic reticulum; Golgi cis cisterna. Gene Ontology annotation, biological process: regulation of amyloid precursor protein biosynthetic process. Lineage: Eukaryota; Metazoa; Chordata; Actinopteri; Syngnathiformes; Syngnathidae. Gene Ontology annotation, molecular function: calcium ion binding. The record is from RefSeq and is a predicted model, not a curated record.
AUUGUCCCUCUCCCCCACUCCAGCUCCGUGGGCUCCAUACAGGCCGACGGCGUGGACCUCGUCAACAAAAGUCAGAGCGCCGUAUUGGUGAGCAACAUCACACAGCUCCUCUAAAGGACAGAUAGCACCUGAAAACACAAGAUGGCGUGUGCCAAUCAGUGAUCAAUUCCGUCAGUGACCAGCAGAGGGCGCUUUCCUGCAGGUCUGGUUUGACCCCGCCCCCACCCCACCCCCGGAGGAAGCAUUAAUGAGCACUGUGCAGAGCUCCGAUUUGCAGCCUACCUCCAUCCAUCCCAUCCACACGCAGCUGCUCAGCAUCCACCCAUCCAUCCAUCCAUCCAUCCCAGGCAAGGUGCACCAGAGCGAGCUUCAGCGGCAGGAUGCUGGCUUGUACGGAGAUCAUCACCAUGUGUCUGCAGUCAGCCAAGCGGCAGCAUCUCAUCAAGCAGCAGCAGGAGGAGUGUGACAACAGCCAUAACCACACGGCGCCCCUUUUUCACGAUAUAUUCCGACGUGCGGACAAAAAUGAUGAUGGGAAGCUCUCUUUGGAGGAGUUCCAGUCAUACUUCAGCGACGGCGUCCUUGCAGAUGAGCAGAUGCAGGAGCUUUAUUAUUCAAUCGACAGGCAACACACAGACAACAUGGACAUCGACAAACUCUCAGAGUACUUCAGCCCACAUGUGGGGGAGUAUGUCAGCGUCUUGUCUGCUCUGGAAAAGCUGAAUGUGGCUAUUUUAAAGGCCAUGGAUAAAACUAAAAAGGAGUAUCAGGGCUCCUCAGUACUGGGUCAGUUUGUGACCCGCUUCUUACUGAGGGAGACCUCCACCCAGCUGCAAUCCCUGCAGUCAUCACUCGACUGUGCAAUGGAGGCCGUGCAUGACCAAGGCUGCCCUGGCAGGACAACAGCAAAGAAGCCCGAGGACCUGCCCAUCCAGAGGGUGACCAAACGUCCGGGACGACGCAUCCAGAAAAACAUGUGUCUCUCCCCGACUGACCCUUUCUCUGGCAUGCUGACCACAGGGGUCAGUGUGGAAUCAGACUACCAUUGGGGCUCCCAGGUUGACCAAUUGGAGCAACUUUUAGACAAACUGGACUGUGAGAGUCCGCAUCUGGAGCCGCUUAAAGAAGACACGCUGGCAGGGACGUAUAAAUCGAACAUUCUUCUGGUCCAAAGACAAAUGUCAGUGAAGGAGCGAGACACAGAGAACUUCCAACAAGCUCUGAAGAUCUAUACGGAGGCCGCCAGUGGGCAACUCAACAACCUGCACAUUUCAGUCCAGAACCUACCAGACAGAUGGUGCUUCAUCAUGUAUGAAUUUUGGCAGGAUCGUCUUUCCUGGAUGAGCUUCCAGCAGUCAACCAUCAAUAAGACGUUCCAGCGCUGCAUCAUCGACUCACUGGAGGAGCCAGAGAUUGUCUCCACGAUGCUCCUCCCAGCUUCCUGGUGGAUUAUGAACAACAACUGACAAAGUAAAGCUACUUUGGAUCAGCACAAAUAAGAAAAAAGGGGAUGACUUUAUAUAUAUAUAGUUUUCGUUUUCUUCAAGGCAUGUUGGCCACAAUGUUUGUUGCAAAACUGUGCUUCAUGGAAUAACAAAGACAAUUAAUUUAAAGCGAUGAAAGCAAGAUUGAAUGGAAAGUCAUGCAAUACUUCAUUGAGCGAUCAGCGUAUAUGAUAAUAUUGAUGGGGCACCCUUUGUACUCUUGAUUUAUUGGAAGCACAAAACGUUGACAAAAAAGAUGCAUGAUUUAAGAUGUGCAAGAUUCUCAUCGUACAUAAUUCAGAAAAAAAACAUUCAACUUGACAUUCCACUCAAUCACUUUUUUUAGUACAGACAACUAAAUAAUAAUAAUGAGUCCCCUUAAUUUCCUUUUGUCCCCUUGGUGAUGUUGUGUGCUGUUGCUAGCUAGCCUCUUUCUGCUGGUGGAUGAAAAUGUCAUCUGAUUUAGACAAAAAAAAGAUCUUCUGUGUCACUCUUGCACUUUAGAAAAAACAUGGACGUGAAUCAUUCGAAAGGCAGAUUUCACGUAAAUUGUAAAUGUAUUUUCAAUUUAAAUGUAGUAUCAUGAGCCGACAAUAACCACUUAAUAACCAAAUAACACAACUCAAAUCCCAGUAUUAUAACCAGGAGACGUUCAAGUAGACAUUCACAUUUUGGAAGCAGAAAGUGUUUUUUUUGUAAUGACACUAGAGAAUACAAGUCUACUAUGUACAGUGAUCGAUGAAAGUAGAUUAAGACAAUUCCAUGUUGGUUGCUACUUCUUGAAUGUGCAAUGUGUUCUAUGUGAUCAAUGUGAUCUAUAAAUCAUAGAUAAAAAAAAGUAACACACAGACCGUUCGCUCUUUUUUCCCUCUCUCUUAUUUUGUCAAGAAUGUGAAAUAGUUCUGUGGAUGUUUUGUUUCUGGAAUGCAAUAAAGGUAAUGAU